Messenger RNA from Drosophila subobscura, 630 nucleotides. Its product is annotated as serine/threonine-protein phosphatase Pgam5, mitochondrial-like. Bases 1 to 630 code for a protein of 209 amino acids. Gene Ontology annotation, cellular component: mitochondrion. Gene Ontology annotation, biological process: positive regulation of mitochondrial fission. Lineage: Eukaryota; Metazoa; Arthropoda; Insecta; Diptera; Drosophilidae. The record is from RefSeq and is a predicted model, not a curated record. The transcript has 3 exons.
AUGCGUAGCCUGGUGAAGCCGGUGAAGAACGAUCUGUCCCAGGAGCAGAAUCGCUACAACACCGAACUGGAGAAGGUGGUGCCCAAACAUGCCCGCCACAUAAUACUCAUUCGUCACGGCGAGUACCUCGAUGUGGGGGACACCGACGAAACGCAUCACCUCACCGAUCGUGGGCGGGAACAGGCCAAGUACACCGGACAGCGGCUGCAAGAGCUGGGCAUCAAGUGGGACAAGGUGAUUGCCUCGACAAUGGUGCGCGCCCAGGAGACGGCGGACAUCAUCCUCAACGAGAUUGACUACGAGAAAACGAAGGUGAAGAAUUGCGCGUUCCUGCGCGAGGGUGCACCGAUACCGCCACAGCCGCCAGUCGGCCACUGGAAACCGGAAGCACCAAGGACAGCCACACCCCUCAUCGUGGGCCAUGGCAAUGUGAUUCGCUACUUUGUGUGUCGCGCCCUGCAGUUCCCGCCCGAGGCCUGGCUGCGCAUCAACAUCAAUCAUGCGUCCAUCACCUGGCUGACCAUCAGCCCGUCGGGCAAUGUGUCCAUCAAGUACCUCGGCGACACCGGCUUCAUGCCCGUCAAGCAUCUAACCAAUCGGAUACCCCGUCCAGCCAAAAAUGUUGUCUAA